AUGCUUCCCCUUCGCUUAAAUCUACAUUUCAUUUCUCUGCCUUCUCCCUAACUCUCCCUCCCUCAAUUCUCAAACAUCAGAAUCAGAGAUAUUAUGGCUUUCAGCAUCUCUAUUGCAUGCUUCAACUUCAGAACAAGUCCAACAUCAUCUCCUCAUCUUUCUCCUCCUCCGGCGAUGGCCAGAGCUUCCAACAUCUCCAUGGCUUCAACCAAAACAACGAAAGAACCAAAACCAUUCAUGCCAGCAAAACUUGUACAACACCAAGUGUCUCACUCCACCCCAAAACCAAAAACAGAAGAAAUUUUCAAAUCCUUAGAAAACUGGGCAGAAACCAACAUGCUCAGUCUCCUCAAACCCGUGGAAAACUCAUGGCAGCCUCAAGACUUUCUUCCAGACUCUAGCUCCGAAGAUUUCUUCCAGAAAGUAAUGGAGUUGAGAGACAGAGCAAGAGAAAUACCUGAUGACUAUUACGUAUGUUUGGUUGGUAAUAUGAUAACAGAAGAAGCUUUGCCAACUUAUCAGACAUUUUUGAACGGUUUAGAUGGAGUUGGAGAUGAAACAGGUGCAGGCUUGAGUCCAUGGGCUGUAUGGAACAGGGCUUGGACGGCAGAAGAGAACAGACAUGGAGAUUUGCUGAAGCAGUAUCUGUAUCUGUCGGGCAGGGUGGAUAUGAGACAGGUGGAGAAGACGAUACAGUAUCUCAUUGGCUGUGGAAUGUAUGUGAAGGCAGAGAACAAUCCACUCAGGGGAUACAUAUACACCUCUUUCCAAGAGCGAGCCACCUUCAUCUCACACAGCAACACAGCUCGCCACGCCAGCCGCCAUGGCGAUCCCAACCUCGCACGCAUUUGCGGCGUUGUCGCCGCCGAUGAGAAGCGACAUGAGGCGGCAUACAUUAAGCUCGUCGAAAAGCUCUUUGAAAUCGACUCUGAUACGUGCAUCAUCGCCUUGGCCGAUAUGAUGAAGAAGAAGAUCAUCAUGCCCGCUCACCUCAUGUUCGACGGCUCUGAUGAGCGCCUUUUCGAUCACUUCGGGGCAGCUGCUCGUCGUCUGGGCAUCUACACCUCUGGGGAUUAUGCGGAUAUUAUUGACUUUUUGGUGGGGAGAUGGAAGGUGGAGAAACUCGAAGGGCUUUCUGGUGAGGGGAAUAGGGCGCAGGAUUUCUUAUGCGGUUUGGCUGCUAGGGUUAGGAAGUUGGAGGAGAUAAGGCAAACUAGGGCUAAGAAGGCGCCUUUGUCUUCUGUCCGGUUCAGUUGGAUCUUCGACCGGGCCGUCCAGAUUUGA
Molecule: messenger RNA, 1284 nt
Organism: Phalaenopsis equestris
Lineage: Eukaryota; Viridiplantae; Streptophyta; Magnoliopsida; Asparagales; Orchidaceae
Product: stearoyl-[acyl-carrier-protein] 9-desaturase 5, chloroplastic-like
Exons: 3
Coding region: 94-1284 (396 amino acids)
Biological process (GO): fatty acid metabolic process
Cellular component (GO): chloroplast stroma
Molecular function (GO): stearoyl-[ACP] desaturase activity
Source: RefSeq, a predicted model, not a curated record